This is a messenger RNA of Sordaria macrospora k-hell, 282 nucleotides long. RefSeq lists its product as uncharacterized. NCBI's taxonomy places the organism in Eukaryota, Fungi, Ascomycota, Sordariomycetes, Sordariales, Sordariaceae. The record is from RefSeq and is a predicted model, not a curated record.
AUGUCGAACUCCAGCGGUAGUUUGGGCAGCUCCUCCUCUUCCGGCGGUGGCUCCUCCAGCAGCAACGACUACAUCCCCACCGCCGGCUAUGCCGUCGACACGCCCAGUUACACCGUGACCUCUGGCGGCAGCGGUGGAUCCUACUACACUUCCUCCACUACUGGCCAGUCCGGCUAUUCAGGCUCUGAGCCCCCGUCUUACUACUCUUCUUCCGGCGGCAAAGGUAGUAGGUCUUCUUCUUCAGGUGGCGGUGGUUCGUCGUAUUACUCCAAUGGCCGCUAA